Messenger RNA from Durusdinium trenchii, 825 nucleotides. Lineage: Eukaryota; Dinophyceae; Suessiales; Symbiodiniaceae. The record is from the annotation of a GenBank genome assembly.
GCUUUGCUUGGGGCUGCCUACAUGAGCCCGAGCCCGCUGAAGAUCACACCGCAGGAUGUGAAGCGAGCGCUCACCAGUCGAGAGUUCAAGCCACAGGCUGACAAGGCCAAUGGCCUGAUUCGGCGCUGCUGGUCACUGGUUGAGAGUCACGGUGCUUGCGACCCAGGUGUGCACAUGUUGAUGGCGGAGUUCGAAACAGACUUGGUGCUAGCUAUGCUUGGGAAGCGACACAGUGAGGUGAAGAUCUCUGAUUGCCAGGAAGCUGCAGCCUGUCGGCUGAUGGACAAGCUUGAGACUGCCAAGCAUGUUCGUCUUUGCUCAGAGUGGGACGCCUUCAAGGAAGAUUGCGCUGAUGACGUCGAAGGCUUGACGGAUUUGCUGCCGUUGAGUUCCCCAGCAUUCUUGGCUCACUGCCUGCGCGGGCAGGUCACGCAGGCCUUCUUUGACCUAGAGGCAGCUCAUCACCAUGCCCAUGGGCAGUUGAGGGUCCAGGUCACAGUGAAGGCAGUCUUUGCCACAGAGGCCUUUCCUAAGGGCAAGCUCGUCUUGGUUCCAUGCUCAUUGAAGCUCGACGGUCGCAGGUUGGGCCAGAUCAUGGAUGGCAACAAGACUAGCCUGUGUUUGGGAGAGCUUUCCUUGAAGCAUGCCAAAUUGGCAACUUGUGAGUCAAUGGUCUUUUGGAUUCAGCCCUUCUUCUCGGAUGGAGGGAAAGACAAAACCAAGCCUGGUUUUGUGAGUCCCUUCUUCUGUGUUCGGAGUUCGACUGAGCUAGAAGAGUGCAAUAUGGCUCUGACUUCCACCUUUGAUCCUUCCAAGCCCAAUUGA